This is a messenger RNA of Ciona intestinalis (vase tunicate), 2351 nucleotides long. Its product is annotated as potassium/sodium hyperpolarization-activated cyclic nucleotide-gated channel 2-like. Gene Ontology annotation, cellular component: membrane; HCN channel complex. Gene Ontology annotation, biological process: potassium ion transmembrane transport; sodium ion transmembrane transport; regulation of membrane depolarization. Lineage: Eukaryota; Metazoa; Chordata; Ascidiacea; Phlebobranchia; Cionidae. The record is from RefSeq and is a predicted model, not a curated record. Gene Ontology annotation, molecular function: voltage-gated potassium channel activity.
CGUUAGUAGUAUAUCUGUUUAAAGUGAUACUGUUUUUUGUUUUCAUUUACUAAUACGGUUAUACGUUUAAUUCUAUGAAGUAACAAUUAAGAUUUACACGUCACUUUAAAGAAUUUGUAUUGUAAAUCGUAUAAUUAAUUGAAUUGCACUGUUUGUAAUCCAAGUAAAAUAUGUUUGCCGCGGGAUAAUUUCCUGGUUUAGGCAUAAAUAACCUCGAAGUAAAGAUUAAGAGCCCACAAAGAUGCCUCCGAAACGGAAAGUGGGCUCAAAACCAAAUGAGAGCAAAAAUGAUCCCACACCCGAAGUACCUCAAAUUUUCUUAGCAACCGAAAGUAGCAGCGAUGUACCGCAAUUUUCGGUUCAAGUUGAUGAUCAUGACGUUGAGGCGUCUACCAAUAACCUCACGAACAAUAUGGUUAUAGCAUCGGAACCAACUGUUAGCUAUCUCGCUAUGAACAUGGACCCGGGUCUCGUCCGGAGAAAAAGUCAGCAGUUCGAAGCAAAUAUUAAAGCAGAAGAAGAAGAACACGUAAGAGAGGCGUUAGAAAAGGAACGAAAACAGGUCGAGAAGCUCGUAUCAUCCCGUUCAGUUACACAAGGUAGUAUUUCCAGCGCCAUGCAUUUGCACCCAGAUAAGUCGUCUUUUAGAAGGGGCGUGACGGGCUCAAUGUCGAUUCCAAUGAAUAAAAUGUCCCUCAAACUUUAUGGUAGUGAAAAAGCAGUAAUUGAAGAACAGGAACGUCUAAAAAAGGCCGGAAGCUGGAUUAUUCACCCUUACAGUAAUUUUCGGUUUAUAUGGGACUCGUUCACUUUGGUUUUAUUGCUGGUCAACAUUAUUUUAAUCCCGGUUAUCAUUUCUUUCUGGAAGGACGACGAUUCUGCUUGGUUGCCAUUUAAAGCCGUUUCCGACACAUGGUUCCUGACCGAUAUUAUUAUCAAUUUUCGGACUGGAAUUGUAAUUGAUGGGCCAGACAGUGAAGUGAUUUUGGAUCCGAAACAAAUACGAAUGAUGUACCUUAAAACUUGGUUUACCAUUGACCUUGUCUCAACUUUUCCUUUCGAUCUGGUUUUUACGAUAAUCGACGGGGCCUCCUCUAUGGCAGAGACGGGCCUCAAAGCUCUUAGCUUGCUCAGAUUCGCGAAAAUUCUCGCUCUGUUGCGCCUCCUGCGGCUGUCGAGGUUCAUCCGGUACAUGAAACAAUGGGAGGAGAUAUUCAAUUUCCAAUACGAGAUGGCGCUUGCUUUCGCUCGAAUAUUCAAUCUUAUUAUGCUAAUGUUGUUUAUUUGUCAUUUCAAUGGCUGUCUCCAAUAUAUGGUUCCUAUGUUUCUCGACUUUCCGGAGAAAACGUGGGUUCGAGACCGUAAUCUUCAUUUGAGCAACGUUACUAUUUGGGAGCGAUACUCGUGGUCAGUAUUCAAGUCCACCAGCCAUAUGCUUUGCAUUGGAUACGGUUUGUUCCCUCCUCAAGGCUUAGUUGAUGUAUGGGUGACGUAUGUUAGCAUGUGUUCUGGUGCAAUGUGCUUUGCUCUCUUUAUUGGCAACGCAACCUCUUUGAUUCAAUCCAUGGACGCAUCGAAAAGGGCUUACAAGGAAAAGUACAUGCAAGUAAAGGAAUACAUGCAAUUCCGCAAACUACCUUCUGGUCUACGUCACCGGAUCUCGGAUUAUUAUGAAAACCGAUUCCAAGGAAAAAUGUUUGACGAAGAACGAAUUCUGACAGAAUUAAACCAUAACUUGAGAGACGAGGUAAUACAAUACAACUGCAAAGAUUUGGUCGACCAAGUUCCAUUUUUCAACGAAGCUGACCCAAGUUUCGUGGCCGCAAUGUUGGGAAAGCUUAACUUUGAAGUUUUUCUCAAUGAUGAAGUUAUUGUCAAGGAGGGAACAGAAGGUAAGAAAAUGUAUUUUAUCAACCGAGGUACAGUCACGAUCAAGUCCGCCCAGCAUAAAAUUGAACAGAGCUUAUCUGAUGGAUGUUAUUUCGGAGAAAUAGCGUUACUACAGCAAAACCUACGACGAGUUGCAAGCGUGACAGCCGAGACGUAUUGCUACCUGUACUCACUGUCUGUAGAUGAUUUCAACGAAGUUCUGAAGGAAUUUCCAAGACAGCGAGCCAAGUUACAGCAUGUUGCACAAGCUAGAUUGAAAGAUAAUACCGCUCAAGAUUCCUUCACGUCUACAUGUUCUAUAAUACCGCUAGAUGGUCCCCGCGAGCGCAGCCAACCUGGAAGCAGCAACCUUAGUGAAAUAACCGAGGAAUCAUCGGGAAUGUUAGACGAUUACAACAAGUCUGCUAAAAAGAAAUAAGCACGCCUAUUGUUAAGUGUAAAUUUGUGAAUACAGAAUAUAC